AUGGAGCACUUUAGCAUUGAGGUAGACGACCAAUCACCCAAGGUAGGAGGCAAACAGCGACUCUCUACUCCAGAUGGUUGGGUCAUUCCUAUGGAGAUUGUCAAUGGACUUCCACACGUCCGUAUGAGACCACCAACAAAAUGUGAACUUGAGACACUACCACACAUUGUCUUAACUUCUGACAAGGACUGGGAUCCUAGCGUACUGGAUUCCAAGCUGGAAGACUUUGAGAAAUGGGCCGAAUCCAUCCCUGACAAUGGAUCUGAAGAAGGCGACAGACCUUUUGAUCGAGUCAGUAUCCUUAAGAGUAAUAAGACUGUCACUACUCUCAAGGAUGAAUCUCUAUUGGACCAGGCUCUUGAUUUCUUUGAAUCGUUUGACUACUUUGCACCAACUGACGGACUAUUCAAGGUUUACGAACGUCCAGAUACUGAUACGGAUUGGUUUGGCUGUAAUAUGGCCGACUUAUUCCGUCCAGAUUCUUACUUUGACGACCCUCCAAACCUGGCAGCGUUUGAAGUCAAUCAGUCACAUAGGCGACCAAGUAUUCUAUUUGCUCCUGAAGCUCCUAUCGAUUUUGACAUUGAAACGGGGCCAUUGCUUGCCAAAGAUGAUUUUCGAGAUCUUGCACCUGGUUUACCAAAGGAUAUGCUUACUCUUAACGUACUUCCUAUAGUAAUGGUAAUCGCAAUGGGGAGAGAACUGAUAAUGGCCCUCCGCCACAAACCAAGCAAGAACACGAACCUCUGCUACCAACUACUACAGAGUAUAAGAAGUCUCAUGAACGCGAUUGGGAGCGACUGUGACGAUACUUUGCAUGCGCUUAGUGUCAAUAGACAUAAUGAAAGUUUAGCAACCAAUACCGUCUAUGCUGACAUGCCAGACAUUGAACAUGGACAUGUGUCAGCCCAGUUCUAUCUGGGACUAUCCUCUCUUGUUAGCAACGUCUAUGUUGUCACUUUGGAUGCUCAAUUCCUACAGACAUUACAGGACAACAUACGGAAGAGAGGAGCACCAUUCAAACUUGUAAGCGAUCAGGCUCAAGCACAAGUUUCCAAAGCAGUGAAAGACUACCUCCGUUGGCUAUGCAUUGAUGACUGGCAAAGCGAAAUCCGCUCUGCCUCAACCGACACUGAUCCCAAUAAACGUCUUCAUACAUCUGAUGGGGAGGACUUGUCAGCCCCUACAAUAAUCAAAUCCAGAAACGAUAAGUCUAAAGUUCAAACCGUUGUUUAUUCCAGUGACGACAAAUCAGACUCUGAAGACGUUAUUGUGGAAAACAGUGACCUCAUUGGUCGAACAUUCCUUCUUAAACCAGAUAAAGAAGACUACGUCAGACGUGCUGAGAUUGUUGAGCUUAUUGACAAGCAUGAGCACAACACGACCAACAAGCCUGAACAUAUUCCUUUUUGUGUGAGCAGUAACAAAGGUGAAUACAAUGAUAUCAUGGCAUACAAUGAGAUCCUAGAGCGUUUGGAAGCCGAUAUGGAGAACCCAAUAGUUUGGAAGUUCAAGCAAAUUGUUUCCCAUCAAGGACCACUUUGA
This is a messenger RNA of Cylindrotheca closterium, 1545 nucleotides long. Lineage: Eukaryota; Bacillariophyta; Bacillariophyceae; Bacillariales; Bacillariaceae. The record is from the annotation of a GenBank genome assembly.